GGCCCGACCCUGGCUCUCAGCACACCCAGCUGGGCCUGAGACCCUCCUGGAGCCCCACCUCGGGGACAUGUUGCUGUGCUUCACCUUCCUCCCGAGCAGCUCCAUGUGGCCCCUGUGGCUCUGCUGGGCACUCUGGGCGCUGUCCCUGGCCGGCCCCGGGACGGCCCUGACCGAGGGGCAGGUCCUGGGCAGUCUGCUGCAGCAGCUGCACCUCAGCCAGGCGCCCGUCCUGGAUAAGUCCGACGUGGGGGAACUGGCCAUCCCCGCCCACGUGAGGGCCCAGUACGUGGCCCUGCUGCAGCGCAGCCACGGGGACCGCUCCCGUGGGAAGAGGUUCAGCCAGAACUUCCGAGAGGUGGCCAGCAGGUUCCUGGUGUCCGAGGCCGCGCUCCGCAGGCACGAGGGGCUGUCCCCGCGCAGCGCCCAGGCUCGGGUCACCGUCGAGUGGCUGCGCGUCCGCGACGACGGCUCCAACCGCACCUCCCUCAUCGACUCCAGGCUGGUGUCCCUGCACGACAGCGGCUGGAAGGCCUUCGACGUGACUGAGGCCGUGAACUUCUGGCAGCAGCUGAGCCGGCCCCGACAGCCGCUGCUGCUGCAAGUGUCGGUGCAGCGGGAGCAGCUGGGCCCGCGGGCCUCGGGCGCCCACAGGCUGGUCCGCUUCGCCGCGCAGGGGGCACCGGGAGCCGGGCACGGGGAGCCGCAGCUGGAGCUGCACACCCUGGACCUCACCCGCUACGGAGCUCAGGGCAAUUGUGACCCUGAGGCACCAGUGACCGAGGGCACCCGCUGCUGUCGCCAGGAGACGUACAUCGACCUGCAGGGGCUGGAGUGGGCACAGAACUGGGUCCUGGAGCCCCCGGGCUUCCUGGCCUAUGAGUGUGUGGGCAGCUGCCUGCAGCCCCCGGAGCCGCUGACCUUCAAGUGGCCGUUUCUGGGGCCACGGCAGUGCAUCGCCUCAGAGAUGGCCUCGCUGCCCGUGAUCGUCAGCGUCAAGGAGGGAGGCAGGACCAGGGCCCGGGUGGUCAGUCUGCCCGACAUGAGGGUGCAGAAGUGCAGCUGUGCCUCAGACGGGGCGCUCGUGCCAAGGAGGCUCGAGCCGUAGGCGCCCGGUGUAGCCACCGAGGCCUCUGACCAGACACGUGCAUGGAAGGAGGUCUUAAAGUAAUUUUUCUUAUACUUAGCAAGUUAUCCCAUCCCAGUUUAGUGCCCCUAUAUUACCUUUGCCCUGUGUCCUUGUUCAUCACCCAUCCUAAGCACUUACACAAGUAAAUAAUGCAGCUCAGGAUGCUGAGCUUAGUACAAAAUCCUGCUUACUUUUUAGAGACAGAGCUGAGCAAUGGACAGAUUGUCACCUGGGAGUUUCUGUUCUCUAGCAAAUUCUGAACUAAGUAUGAAUAAGACCCUAUGAUGAGAACUGGGGAAAUAAAACUGAUUUACUCUAUUACAUGGUGAAUUAAAACAAAACCAAAACUCCCUGUUGCCCUUAGACAGGGAGUAUGUCUGAAAAAGUACCCCCAUUCCCCAAAAUACUGACCCAUUCUGGACUGUUGUAAACAUACCUAGGUCCCCGUUCCCCUGACAGGUGCUAGGAGGGCAUACGAAGACUUUGAGCUGGGGGCAGCGGACAGAGAAUCAGGACACCUGGUUUCUGGGUCUGAUAGGGCCACACCUGGGACCUUGAGCAAAUGCAGAAGGCUUUGGGUCACUAUUUCCUCUUAACAAGGAGGAGUUGGGUUUCAGCUUUAAGGCUUCACUGGCCUAGGGUAAGACAGCCCUAGCCUUGCCCGCUCCUCUGGAGAUUAAGCAUUGUGUGUGCAUAUUUAGAUUAGUUCCUCCACUGUUUUAGAGAAUUUAUCACCAGUAAGCACAUGUAUUUUGCAUGCAUUUUUAAAUUUAGCCAAAACAACUGAAUGUAGAUAAUCUGAAGAAAUAAAAUAAAAGUGAUGUUUCA
Galeopterus variegatus (Sunda flying lemur) is the source of this 1954-nucleotide messenger RNA. It is a transcript of the gene LEFTY2, whose product is annotated as left-right determination factor 2. The record is from RefSeq and is a predicted model, not a curated record. The transcript has 5 exons. Gene Ontology annotation, molecular function: transforming growth factor beta receptor binding; cytokine activity; growth factor activity. Gene Ontology annotation, cellular component: extracellular region. Bases 68 to 1105 code for a protein of 345 amino acids. Gene Ontology annotation, biological process: BMP signaling pathway; SMAD protein signal transduction. NCBI's taxonomy places the organism in Eukaryota, Metazoa, Chordata, Mammalia, Dermoptera, Cynocephalidae.